Molecule: messenger RNA, 870 nt
Organism: Colletotrichum acutatum
Lineage: Eukaryota; Fungi; Ascomycota; Sordariomycetes; Glomerellales; Glomerellaceae
Product: tyrosine/serine protein phosphatase
Exons: 6
Coding region: 1-870 (289 amino acids)
Biological process (GO): dephosphorylation
Molecular function (GO): phosphoprotein phosphatase activity
Source: RefSeq, a predicted model, not a curated record
AUGGACAAUAGGGGGAUCACGUCUGUCCUCAACUUUCGUGAUGUCGGCUCAACGGUGAACAAAUUUCUUGGAAGAAGACUCGUAAGGGAAGGCUUGGUAUUUCGUUCCGCCAGACCAGACGAUGCCACUUCGGCAGACAGAAAACGCCUCCGCGAGGAGCUGGGCAUCAAGGCGGUGAUAGACUUGCGCACCAAAACCGAACACGUCAAGCGGGCGAAGAAGCGCGAGGCCGAUCUCAAGGUGCCCACCCUUCUGGAGUCCAACGCUGCACUAGCCGAGCCAUUCCAGAUCUCGGGUCUGACGUAUCACGAGAUCAGAAUUACUGGCGGCAACUUUGAGUGGUUCUUGAUCAGACAGGUAUCUUGGUGGGGUUUGUGCCGCCUUAUCUGCCUCUUUACUCUCGGCUACCGCAAUGAGGGCAUCUCCAUCUUGUCUCGGGAGGUAAUGCUGCCGCGUGGCCUAGUUGGUUUAGGCCUUGACACCCUGGAUCAAUCUGGUGAGGAGAUUGCAAAGGCUCUCAGAGUAUUCAUCGACCCGGCGACUUCACCGACUCUGGUCCACUGCACACAGGGCAAGGAUAGAACCGGGCUGAUUGUCAGUCUCGUUCUGUUCAUCCUGAAUGUACCGCUCGAGGCGAUUGAGCAUGACUACAUGCUAACCAGUGGUGCGCUCGAGUCCGAGAGAGAGGAGAGACUGGCCGAGAUGAGAGAGAUUGGUCUUACAGACGACUGGUUCGAGACGGCGCCUGACAUGAUUGCUCGGACGGCUCGUCAUCUCGACGAUGUCCACGGUGGGCUCAACGACUAUCUGGACAAGAUCGGGUUUGGCCAAGCCGAUCGCCUGAAGCUUCGGGAGCUGCUGUUGUACUGA